CCUUCGCCCGCCGCCAUGUAUCGCUACCUGGGGGAAGCGCUGCUGCUGUCCCGGGCCGGGCCCGCCGCCCUGGGCUCGGCAACCGCCGACGCAGCCGGGCUGCUGGGCCGGGCCCGGGGACAGCCCGCCACCGCCCUGCAGCCGGGGCUCGCAUGGGCCUCCCGGCACCACUACAGCGAGGCGGUGGCCGACCGUGAGGAUGACCCCAACUUCUUCAAGAUGGUGGAGGGCUUUUUCGACCGUGGCGCCGGCAUUGUGGAGGACAAGCUGGUGGAGGACCUGAGGACCCGGGACAGCGAGGAGCAGAAGCGGAACCGGGUGCGCGGCAUCCUGCGGAUCAUCAAGCCCUGCAACCAUGUGCUGAGCCUCUCCUUCCCCAUCCGGCGCGACGACGGCUCCUGGGAGGUCAUCGAAGGCUACCGGGCCCAGCACAGCCAGCACCGCACGCCCUGCAAGGGAGGUAUCCGUUACAGCACUGAUGUGAGUGUAGAUGAAGUAAAAGCUUUGGCUUCUCUGAUGACAUACAAAUGUGCAGUGGUUGAUGUGCCGUUUGGGGGAGCUAAAGCUGGUGUUAAGAUCAAUCCCAAGAACUAUACUGAUAAUGAAUUGGAAAAGAUCACAAGGAGGUUCACCUUGGAGCUAGCAAAGAAGGGCUUUAUUGGUCCUCACAUUGAUGUCCCUGCUCCAGACAUGAGCACAGGUGAGCGGGAGAUGUCCUGGAUCGCUGAUACCUAUGCCAGCACCAUAGGCCACUAUGAUAUUAAUGCACAUGCCUGUGUUACUGGUAAACCCAUCAGUCAAGGGGGCAUCCACGGACGCAUUUCUGCUACUGGCCGUGGUGUCUUCCAUGGGAUUGAAAACUUCAUCAAUGAAGCUUCUUACAUGAGCAUUUUAGGAAUGACACCAGGAUUUGGAGAUAAAACAUUUGUUGUUCAGGGAUUUGGUAAUGUGGGCCUACACUCUAUGAGAUAUUUACAUCGUUUUGGUGCUAAAUGUAUUGCUGUUGGUGAGUCUGAUGGGAGUAUAUGGAAUCCAGAUGGUAUUGACCCAAAUGAACUGGAAGAGUUCAAAUUGCAACAUGGGUCCAUUCUGGGCUUCCCCAAGGCAAAGCCCUAUGAAGGAAACAUCUUGGAAGCUGACUGUGACAUACUGAUCCCAGCUGCCAGUGAGAAGCAGUUGACCAAAUCCAAUGCACCCAGAGUCAAAGCCAAGAUUAUUGCUGAAGGUGCCAAUGGGCCAACAACUCCAGAAGCUGAUAAGAUCUUCCUGAAGAGAAACAUUAUGGUUAUUCCAGAUCUCUACUUGAAUGCUGGAGGAGUGACAGUAUCAUACUUUGAGUGGCUGAAGAAUCUAAAUCAUGUCAGCUAUGGCCGUUUGACCUUUAAAUAUGAAAGAGAUUCUACCUACCACUUGCUCAUGUCUGUUCAAGAGAGUUUAGAAAGAAAAUUUGGAAAGCAUGGUGGAUCUAUUCCCAUUGUACCCACAGCAGAGUUCCAAGACAGGAUAUUGGGUGCAUCUGAGAAAGACAUCGUGCACUCUGGCUUGGCGUACACAAUGGAGCGUUCUGCCAGGCAAAUUAUGCACACAGCCGUGAAAUACAACCUGGGAUUGGACCUGAGAACAGCUGCCUAUGUCAAUGCCAUUGAGAAAAUCUUCAAAGUGUACAAUGAAGCUGGUGUGACCUCCAUAUAGAUGGAUCGUGGCUGACUUCUUCACUACCCUCUUCACCUAUAACUUCUGCUGACCUAUCACGAGUUUACAUGUAAUCACAGAAAUCCCUUUCUCUCCUGACUCAUUAGAUAAUGGAUACCAUUCUCAACAAGUCAAUCCAAAUCAACCCCUUAAGGAGAAAGAAAUUAAGGUUAGGGGAUCACGUACAAGCUGAGUGUGAAAGUAGAAGUCACCUACACCAGAGAUCCAUUUCGGUAUUUUGCCUUUAAACAAAAAGUCUUCUCCAUCUGGCUGUGCAGCCUUGCCCUGUGGCUUUUCCCAACACAAUCAGUGCUAUUGCUGGGGAAGAGACAGUCAAGAGCAGUCAGUUGCUUACUUACAUUGCUCUAGACAAGCCUGGGACAUACUGUAACUUUAACACUUAAGUAGGUGUGUGGCAUUUUCAGAAGGUGGCAUGGUCCUCAAGUGAGUUCUUAGUAUUUUAUAUCAGCAAAAUAACUCAGUUUUACAGGUUGCAAAUACAAAAACUGUUUCUGUUUAUGAAUUUUAUUCUUUUAGAAUAAAAUAAGUGCAUGCUACUGUAAUAAAAUUGCCUUUAAUCACUUAA
Sapajus apella (tufted capuchin) is the source of this 2278-nucleotide messenger RNA. Its product is annotated as glutamate dehydrogenase 1, mitochondrial-like. The record is from RefSeq and is a predicted model, not a curated record. Gene Ontology annotation, cellular component: mitochondrion. Gene Ontology annotation, molecular function: L-glutamate dehydrogenase (NAD+) activity. Gene Ontology annotation, biological process: L-glutamate catabolic process. The transcript has a single exon. NCBI's taxonomy places the organism in Eukaryota, Metazoa, Chordata, Mammalia, Primates, Cebidae. Bases 16 to 1692 code for a protein of 558 amino acids.